This is a messenger RNA of Nycticebus coucang (slow loris), 1457 nucleotides long. RefSeq names its product calpain small subunit 1 (gene CAPNS1). NCBI's taxonomy places the organism in Eukaryota, Metazoa, Chordata, Mammalia, Primates, Lorisidae. Gene Ontology annotation, molecular function: calcium ion binding. The transcript has 11 exons. The record is from RefSeq and is a predicted model, not a curated record. Bases 172 to 963 code for a protein of 263 amino acids.
GCCGGCUCUAGGACCCCGCGGAUGACAACUGGGCAGCUGUGCAGCGACUAACCCGGAGCUGCAGUCUGAGUCACCCGCCCCGCCCUCCGGAGCCGGACUCUGAGGGAGGCCCCGGAGCUGCAGAACCAACCGCGGGACCGCCGGACUUGGGAGGUGGACUGAGUCUCAGCCAUGUUCCUGGUUAACUCCUUCUUGAAGGGCGGCGGCGGCGGCGGGGGAGGCGGCGGCCUAGGCGGGGGCCUGGGGAAUGUGCUUGGAGGCCUGAUCAGCGGGGCCGGAGGGGGCGGCGGCGGCGGCGGUGGUGGUGGCGGAGGCGGCGGAGGGACCGCCAUGCGUAUCCUAGGCGGAGUCAUUAGCGCCAUUAGUGAGGCGGCUGCGCAGUACAACCCGGAGCCCCCGCCCCCACGUACACAUUACUCCAACAUUGAGGCCAACGAGAGUGAGGAGGUCCGGCAGUUCCGGAGACUCUUUGCCCAGCUGGCUGGAGAUGACAUGGAAGUCAGUGCCACAGAACUUAUGAACAUUCUCAACAAGGUUGUGACUCGACACCCUGAUCUGAAGACUGAUGGUUUUGGCAUUGACACAUGUCGCAGCAUGGUGGCCGUGAUGGAUAGUGACACCACAGGCAAGCUGGGCUUUGAGGAAUUCAAAUACCUGUGGAAUAACAUCAAAAGGUGGCAGGCCAUAUACAAACAGUUUGAUGUUGACCGAUCAGGGACCAUUUGCAGCAGUGAACUCCCAGGGGCCUUCGAGGCAGCAGGGUUUCAUCUGAAUGAACAUCUCUAUAACAUGAUCAUCCGGCGCUACUCUGAUGAGGAAGGCAACAUGGAUUUUGACAACUUCAUCAGCUGCUUGGUCAGGCUGGACGCCAUGUUCCGGGCCUUCAAAUCUCUUGACAAAGAUGGCACUGGACAAAUCCAGGUGAACAUCCAAGAGUGGUUGCAGCUGACUAUGUAUUCCUGAAUGGGGACCCCAGACCUGCCCCCUCACCACCUUGCUGUAGGAGUUACCUUGGAGCUGCAUUCUCCCGGAUGGCUGAUCCCAUCUAUGUCACGUCUUCAUGGUCCUGGUGACCCACUGGCCUUGUUUUCUCCCAGCCCUUGGCACCUAGCUUUUCCAUCAACAUCCAGGGCCCAACAUGCCCCGACAUGCCAUUCCCCGAGUUAAUACUGGCUCUAAGUCAUGCUAGCAUGCUUUGCCCACCUCUACCACACCCACUUCACACCCCCUCUAUAACCUCUCUCCUUUACUUGUACCAAGCCCCACAUGCCCCAAAGGCCCUCUCACAGUUCUGGAAGGAUCAUUCCAGUCCCUACAUACACGGGCACACCUGUUUUCACAGUUACCACCCAAGGGGCCAAACUGGGCCAUUCCUGGCCCACAUGCCCUAGUGCCUUUGUAUUUUGCUCCCAGCCUGCCAGGCUCAGGAGAAAUAAAUGCACCCAGUUGCUGCUCUC